Condylura cristata (star-nosed mole) is the source of this 1710-nucleotide messenger RNA. RefSeq names its product L-3-hydroxyproline dehydratase (trans-) (gene L3HYPDH). The transcript has 5 exons. Gene Ontology annotation, molecular function: hydro-lyase activity. Bases 104 to 1168 code for a protein of 354 amino acids. Lineage: Eukaryota; Metazoa; Chordata; Mammalia; Eulipotyphla; Talpidae. The record is from RefSeq and is a predicted model, not a curated record.
UUUGCGCUCCGUGGCCCCGCAUCCCUGGCGGUGACUCCAGUCCAGAGUCCGCCAGGGCUGAAGCUCGCGCUACGGGUGGCAGUCGAGUUCCUGCACGCAGACAAUGGAGAGCGCGCUGGCUUUUCCUCGGCUACCGCCGCACGACCCGGGGACGCCCGCGUUGUCGGUGGUGGACAUGCACACGGGCGGUGAGCCCCUGCGCGUCGUGCUGGCUGGGUGUCCGCAGGUGGACGGCCCCACGCUGCUGGCCAAGCGGCGCUACAUGCGCCAGCACCUUGACCACGUGCGGCGACGGCUCAUGUUCGAGCCCCGGGGGCACCGGGACAUGUAUGGGGCCGUGCUGGUGGCCAGCGAGCUGCCCGAAGCGCACCUGGGCGUCCUGUUCCUGCACAACGAGGGCUAUAGCUCUAUGUGCGGUCACGCCGUCCUGGCGCUGGGCCGCUUCGCGCUGGACUUCGGGCUGGUGCCCGCGCCCCCACCCGGCGCCCGCGAGACCCGCGUCAACAUCCACUGCCCCUGCGGGCUGGUAGCCGCCUUCGUGGAGUGUGAGGGUGGCCGCAGUCGUGGCCCGGUGCGUUUCCACAGUGUCCCGGCUUUCGUGUUGGCCACAGAUCUUCUGGUGGUCGUUCCCAGUUAUGGAGAAGUGGUAGUAGACAUUGCAUAUGGUGGUGCAUUUUAUGCAUUUCUUAGUGCUGAAAAGUUAGGACUGGAUGUUUGUUCUGCAAAGACAAGGGACCUUGUGGAUGCAGCAAGUGCAGUAACAGAAGCAGUGAAAACUCAGUUUAAAAUCCAUCAUCCUGAUAGCGAAGACCUUGCCUUUUUGUAUGGAACUAUAUUAACAGAUGGAAAAGAUGCUUAUAGUGAGGAACCAACCACCAACAUUUGCGUUUUUGCAGAUGGACAGGUGGACAGAAGCCCUACCGGCUCAGGAGUGACAGCCCGAAUUGCCUUACAGUAUUACAAAGGCCUUCUUGAACUGAACCAGGCCAGAGCCUUUAAAAGCAGUGCAACUGGCUCAGUAUUCACAGGGAAGGCUGUGAGGGAAGCAAAAUGUGGUGAUUUUAAAGGUGUUAUAGUGGAAGUAUCUGGACAAGCUCACUACACGGGCACAGCAAGUUUUGUGGUAGAAGAUGAUGAUCCACUGAGGGAUGGAUUCCUUCUCAAGUAACUCCUUUGACUUAUGUAUAAGGGCUUUCUUUUUAAAGCAUAAGUAAUUUUCCAUAAGUAAUUUUUCUCUAAAUUAUGUGAAAAAUUAUAUCCCAGUUAUGUGUGUGAGACAACCUCCAUCCUUUCUAACAUAGUAUGCUGUAGUUAAAUAUAAAGUCAGUAUGCCCCUACUUGCAUAUGUAUGUUGGUGAAAAUAUCACAAGCUUUCAGAAUCUCUUUCUGGUUACUAAAAUAUCAGAUACAUUUAAAACUUUAGUUCUUACUACUUUAAAAACAUAUGACUAUGGAGAUUUCUAUUGAUAUAUUUUUACGUGUUCUUUGAAUAAUAGCUUGAAUUGUAGUCCUUACAGUGACUCUUACUAUUUACAUUAUUUUACUCUUCAGCUUUCCUGUAAAAUAAUGCCCUCUUUUUAAGCAGCAGGUAAGGGAAAUGAAUUAUUCUAAGGUACUCAUCAUUCAAUUUCUCAAGUCAGAUUACUUUGAAAAAAUGUAGUUAAGGACCCUCCCUGAAGGCACAGCACUGUGAAGCUAUCACAGCCACUG